CCGAGAUCCUUGACGACAUUGUCAUUGACGCGCGCGGCGCCGAAGGCACUCGACCUGAUGGCUGACAUGAUAAAGGGCGCGCAGCUUGACGAGGAGCGAUGGACCCGGCUUGUGAGCAAGUCUAUGGUCUGUGCCAAGUCAUUUGAAAGGCUUGCGAACGGCGAUUCGUGCAGGCAGUCCACACGUCGUGACGACAUCCGGUUGUGUGGACGCCGGUUGGUUCCGUGUCCCAUCAUCGCACAUGUACAAGCCGCGAAGGACGACCCCAUGGAGGACCAGGCUGCCCAACACACGCAUGAUAUCGGACCGCUCGGGCCAGCUUCCGCCGAUGAGCAGCGCGAGCAGCACCCAGUCCAUAGCACUGGUGAACCCUUUCUUCAUCUGGGCCCGACUCACUUCAGCCAGCUAUACAGAAAGGACGUGACGGCCCAGCCCAAACAACUCGAUGAACCCACGCUCCUUCCUAGCCCUCCACACUGCGCCUGGUCCUCGUACACGACUUCGCUCAGUCCAUCAUCGGUGUCUUCAAUCUCAUUGUCUUCGUCUUCAGGUGACUUCAGCGGUUUCCACCGUCACAGACAGGAAGAGAAUGCUUUCGCUGCCGAUAAACAUGUAGAUCACUACUCGUCGUGCAGUGCGCGAGGGCCCAGUGGUCCGGCGGCGACGGACUGGUCGCAAAUGCCACAGCCAGCAAGCGUGGGAAUCACCUCUACAGCAGUACCACCAGUACCGCAAGGUUCACGAUCGCCAGUGUAUUCCCCUCCACAGCCCCUUCAAGAAUCCGUCGAGAACAAGGGGAUGCCUGCAAGACAAGCUGCAGACUAUGACGAAGAAGCCUGCGCGCCUUUGAGCGAGGAACUGGUAAAACUGCAUCUGAGCGCGCAUGCGAAGCAGUUCUUCGGUUCCCGCAGCUUGGACGAAGGCGAGGCAUAUCUGCGCAAGCUUCCUCUUGAACAUCGGUGGCGCUUGGUCAACAGGCUGGUGUCGUUCGCAGCCGUCUCUGGUGUAGCGGAUUCACGGCUCGUCGGAGACUUCUUCUCCCGCGUCGCGUCAAAGGGGCUCUGCUCACCAGAUGUUUUCGAUGCUGGAUUCUCCCCGAUUAUGGAGAUUCUUGAUGUCAUCGUGUUGCAUUCAUCGAACGCUCUAAUCUUGGUCACGAUUAUGUUGAAGGGCACGCAGCUUAAUGGAGAGCAGCUGAACAGGUUGGUAUGUAAGGCUAUGGGUGAUGCCUCCGAGUUGCUCCUUGCUCUGCUACUGUAGUAGACAUAGAAGUAAGUACUGACGUCUCGAUCUGACCUACGCUUUGCGGUGCAUGUUCGUGUAACUUUAGUGUAUGUACAGAACUCAAAUGGUCGAUGCUGAUAUGCCACUCAACGUGCAGA
Molecule: messenger RNA, 1382 nt
Organism: Fomitopsis serialis
Lineage: Eukaryota; Fungi; Basidiomycota; Agaricomycetes; Polyporales; Fomitopsidaceae
Exons: 2
Coding region: 58-1260 (400 amino acids)
Source: RefSeq, a predicted model, not a curated record